Molecule: messenger RNA, 1494 nt
Organism: Torulaspora delbrueckii
Lineage: Eukaryota; Fungi; Ascomycota; Saccharomycetes; Saccharomycetales; Saccharomycetaceae
Gene: DUG1
Product: metallodipeptidase
Exons: 1
Coding region: 1-1494 (497 amino acids)
Biological process (GO): proteolysis
Molecular function (GO): metallodipeptidase activity
Source: RefSeq, a predicted model, not a curated record
AUGCUAAGUAGGCUGGCAAAACGUUCAAUCAUGUCUGUGUCUGGUUCUUUGAAGCCCAAGUUUGAUAAGGUGUUUGGUAAGGUGGAUGAAUUGAAACCACAGUUCAUCGAAACCCUGGGGAAAGCAGUUGCUAUCCCUGCUGUUUCUGGUGAUGAAUCUUUGAGACCUAUGGUGGUUAAAAAGGCCCAUUUUUUGGUCGAAGAAUUGCAAAGAUUAGGAUUUUCCGAUGUCCAACUGAAGCAGUUGGGUACCCAACCACCCCCAGUGGAAGAUCAAAAGUUGCAAUUGCCACCUGUUGUCCUAUCUCGUUAUGGUAAUGAUCCUAAUAAGAAGACUUUGCUUGUGUACGGCCAUUACGACGUGCAGCCUGCACAGCUAAGUGAUGGUUGGGAAACAGAGCCUUUCAAACUGUAUGUUGACGAAGAUAAACAAUUGAUGCGUGCUAGGGGCUCCACUGAUGACACAGGUCCUCUGCUAUGCUGGUUGAAUGUUGUUCAGGCACAUAAAGAGUCCGGUGUCGAGCUUCCUGUGAAUUUGAUAACCUGUUUUGAGGGUAUGGAAGAAUCUGGAUCGAUAGGAUUGGAGGGAUUGAUUGCCGAAGAGACUGACAAGUACUUCAAGGGUGUCGAUGCUGUCUGUAUCUCGGAUAACUACUGGCUUGGGACGAGAAAGCCUGUCUUGACCUACGGAUUGAGAGGUUGUAACUACUAUCAAACCACUGUGGAAGGGCCAGGUGCCGACUUGCACUCCGGGAUUUUUGGUGGUGUCAUCGCAGAGCCAAUGGUUGACUUGUUUCAAGUGAUGAACUCUCUGGUUGAUGCAAAGGGUAAAAUCUUGAUUGAUGGGGUGAACGAGAUGGUUGCACCACUUACCGAGAAAGAAUCCAAGCUUUACGACAAUAUCGAUUUUGACGUGGAUGACUUGAACAGCGCCAGUGGCUCCAAGACAAGUUUCUAUGACAAUCCAAAGGAUAUUCUAAUGCACAGAUGGAGAUACCCUUCUCUUUCUCUGCACGGUAUCGAGGGCGCCUUCUCAGGCCAAGGAGCCAAGACUGUCAUUCCAGCCAAGGUUCACGGUAAGUUCUCUAUUAGGACUGUACCUGACAUGGACUCUGAUAAGUUGAACAAGUUGGUCUCCGACCACUGUGAUAAGGCCUUCAAGAAGCUGGGUUCUCCUAACAAGUGCAAGACCGAGUUGAUCCACGACGGUAAUUAUUGGGUAUCAGAUCCACACAAUGCCUCUUUCACCGCUGCUGCAAAGGCUACUAAGGUGGUCUACGGCGUUGACCCAGAUUUCACCAGAGAAGGUGGUUCAAUUCCUAUCACUGUGAGCUUCCAAGAAUUAUUGAAGACCACUGUAAUGCUGUUGCCAGUCGGCAGAGGUGAUGAUGGUGCCCACUCUAUUAACGAGAAACUCGAUAUCAGUAAUUUCAUCAACGGUAUGAAGACUAUGGCCGCUUACUUACACUUUUACGCUGAAUCACCAGAAAAAUAG